Messenger RNA from Lytechinus pictus (painted urchin), 408 nucleotides. Its product is annotated as prostatic spermine-binding protein-like. Lineage: Eukaryota; Metazoa; Echinodermata; Echinoidea; Temnopleuroida; Toxopneustidae. The transcript has a single exon. The coding region runs from base 1 to 408 and encodes 135 amino acids. The record is from RefSeq and is a predicted model, not a curated record.
AUGAUGUUGAUUGAUGACGAUAAUAAUUGGGAUGAUGAUGGUGGUAAUGUAGAUGAUGGUAACAAUGAUGGUGAUGAUAGUGAGGAUAAUGAAGAUGGUGAUAAUGAUGAUUCUGAUGAUGAUGAUCGCUAUAAUGACGAUAGUGAUGAUUACAAUGAUGAUGAUUAUGAUGAUGAUGAUGAUGGUAACAAUGACGGUGAUGAUUGUAGUGAUAAUGAUGAGGAUGAUGGUAACAAUGACGGUGAUGAUUGUAGUGAUAAUGAUGAGGAUGAUCGCUUUAAUGGUGAUGAUGAUAGUGAUGGUGAUGAAGAAGAUGAUAAAAGUGGUGAUGGUGAUGAUAAUAAUUAUGCUGAUGAUGAUUAUGAUGAGGACUUUGGCAAAUAUAGACCCAGGGGUGGGAAAGUGUAG